This is a messenger RNA of Aspergillus tanneri, 615 nucleotides long. Its product is annotated as rho GDP-dissociation inhibitor. Gene Ontology annotation, biological process: Rho protein signal transduction. Gene Ontology annotation, cellular component: membrane; cytoplasm; cytosol. The record is from RefSeq and is a predicted model, not a curated record. Gene Ontology annotation, molecular function: protein binding; Rho GDP-dissociation inhibitor activity. NCBI's taxonomy places the organism in Eukaryota, Fungi, Ascomycota, Eurotiomycetes, Eurotiales, Aspergillaceae. Bases 1 to 615 code for a protein of 204 amino acids. The transcript has 4 exons.
AUGACCACAAGUGAAGUCCCCCACCACGACGAUGAACUUGUCGCUUCUACCACCGAGGGCUUCAAGGUGGGUGAGAAGAAGACCAUUGAGGAAUAUACAGAGCUUGAUAAGAAUGACGAAUCCCUUAACCGGUGGAAGGCCUCCCUGGGUCUAGCUACCGGUACUCCAAUCGGGGACCCCAAAGAUCCCAGGAAGUGUAUCAUCAAGAGUCUUGCCCUGGAGGUUCAGGGACGACCCGACGUCGUGAUUGAACUGUCCGCCCCCGGUGCGGUCGAGGAUCUGAAAAAUAAGCCGUUUACCAUCAAGGAGGGGGCUACUUUCCGAAUCAAGGCCAUGUUUCAAGUCAAUCACGAGGUUCUGAGCGGCCUGAAGUAUCUGCAAGUGGUGAAGCGGAAGGGUAUCACCGUCAGCAAGGAUGAAGAGAUGCUGGGAAGUUAUGCCCCUAGCACCACUGACAAACCAGUGUAUGAGAAGAAGUUCAAUCAGGAACAGGCGCCAUCGGGAAUGUUGGCACGUGGCCAUUACAAUGCGGUCUCCAAGUUUGUGGACGACGACAAACAUACCCAUCUGUUGUUUGAAUGGUCCUUUGAUAUUGCAAAGAAUUGGGAAAACUGA